This is a messenger RNA of Nicotiana tabacum (common tobacco), 2467 nucleotides long. Its product is annotated as indole-3-acetic acid-amido synthetase GH3.6-like. The record is from RefSeq and is a predicted model, not a curated record. Lineage: Eukaryota; Viridiplantae; Streptophyta; Magnoliopsida; Solanales; Solanaceae. Gene Ontology annotation, cellular component: cytoplasm. Gene Ontology annotation, molecular function: indole-3-acetic acid amido synthetase activity.
AUCUGGAUAGACAGUCUCACAAAUGUCAAAAGCAAUUUAUUAUAGUAAGUAGUACUGUACACGGUAUGAAGCCGAGGUACUGAGCACAUUUUGAGGUUUCAACUACCUAAACCAAAUUGACAAAAGGAGAAAACCACUUCUACAGGUUCUAUACACUACCCCUACAGCUCAAUAUUUAUUUCCUUCACCUUGUAACAGAUCAAGAAGUUAUUCGUCGGGAUCGUGGAACUAUCGCUCGACUCAGCCUUCCCUCCCACACAACACUUGUCCAUCUAUAAAAUAUGGUUGGAAGCAUAGCUGAGGAAACAAAGAGCCCCAAGAAGUCCACAUGGGGUAUGGCAGAAGAAAUCAAGAAGAAUCUUGAGUUCAUUGAAGAGGUGACUAGCAAUGUUGAUGAGGUCCAGUGCAGAGUUCUUGCUGAAAUCCUCUCCCAGAAUGCACAUGUUGAGUACUUGCAACGCCAUAAUCUCAAUGGCAGCACUGAUAGAGAGACAUUCAAGAAAGUUUUACCUGUCAUCACUUACGAAGAUAUUCAGCCCGAUAUCAAACGUAUAGCCUAUGGAGAUAAAUCUCCUAUUCUCUGCUCCAAAACCAUCUCUGAACUAUUUACAAGUUCUGGUACGUCUGGAGGGGAAAGCAAAUUGAUACCAACAGUAGAGGGAGAGUUUGAGAGGAGAUCAGUACAAAUUCAAAACCUUUUGAUGUCUGUGAUGAGCCAAGUGGAUCCAGAUUUCGGAAAGGGCAAAGGGAUGUAUUUCAUGUUCAUAAAGUCUGAAGAGAAGACCCCAGGAGGAUUACCAGCUGUCUUUGGUUCAACAAGUAUUUACACGAGUCCUCAUUUCAACUACAGCCGUCUUCAUCACCCCCACUUUAACUACACUAGUCCGACUGCAACCAUUCUUUGCUCAGACUCUUACCAAAGCAUGUAUUCCCAAAUGCUUUGUGGCCUCUGCCAAAACCAAGAAGUCCUCCGUGUUGGCUCGCUUUUUCCAAGCGGCUUCAUUAGUGCCAUCCGAUUCUUGGAGAAGCACUGGUCUCUACUUUGUAACGAUAUCCGAACUGGAGCUCUUAACACCCAAAUAACUAAUCCUUCAGUGAGAGAGGCAGUGAUGGAAAUCCUCAAACCUGACCCAAAGUUAGCUAAUUUCAUUGAGGCAGAAUGCAGCAAAGAUUCAUGGCAAGGGAUCAUCACUAGGUUGUGGCCUAAUACCAAGUAUGUGGAAACUAUUGUGACUGGCUUCAUGUCACAAUAUAUACCGACCCUUGAUUAUUAUAGCAAUAGCCUCCCUCUUGUUAGUACCAUGUAUGCUUCCUCAGAAUGCCACUUAGGAAUCAAUUUGAACCCUUUUUGUCAGCCCACUGAAGUAUCUUACACACUUAUUCCCACCAUGUGCUAUUUUGAGUUCUUACCAUAUCAUGGAAACAGUGGAGUCAUUGAUUCUAUAGUCUUGCCCAAGUCGCUUAAUGAGAAAGAACAACAACAGUUGGUUGAUUUGGCUGAUGUCAAGAUUGGUCAGGAGUACGAGCUUGUCGUUACCACAUAUUCUGGACUCUAUAGGUAUAGAGUCGGUGAUGUGCUUCGGGUUGCUGGAUACAAGAACAACGCCCCUCAAUUCAACUUCCUAUGCCGGGAAAAUGUAAUCUUGAGCAUUGGUGCUGACUACCCUAAUGAAGUUGAGCUACAAAAUGCAGUAAGAAACGCAGUGGGGAAUCUGAUGCCAUUUGAUGCACAUUUAACGGAGUACACCAGCUACGUCGAUUUCACCACCAUUCCAAGCCAUUAUGUCCUAUUUUGGGAGCUGAGUUUGAAUGGCUCUAUCUCAAUUCCUCCUUCAGUCUUUGAAGUGUGUUGCCUCACAAUUGAAGAAUCUCUAAACUACUUCUACCGCGAGGGCCGUUCGUCUGAGAAAUCCAUUGGGCCUCUAGAAAUCAGGGUGGUGGAAACUGGAACUUUUGACAAGUUCAUGGACUAUCGCAUUAGCUUAGGUGCUUCCAUGAACCAAUACAAGACGCCCCUAUGUGUGAAAUAUGCACCCUUUAUUGAGAUAUUGAACUCUAGGGUCGUGUCCAGCUACUUCAGUCCCAUGUGUCCAAAAUGGGUUCCUGGCUACAAGAAAUGGAACAACAGCAGUUAAAUGUCAAGAUUUCUCUGCUUGUAGCUUCAUUCACUAUUCAGAAAUAAACACAACCAUUUGUGGAUUAUUUUACCGAUUCAAAAUCAUCCUAACUAUGUUACUCUUAACAAAACAUGGCACUGUACGUCCCCUUUUUUAAGACACUCUUUAUAUUUUGUUCUCAUUUAAAAAAACUUUUGCUAAUAUAGACCCAGCGGCAGAAGCCGCUUCUAUCUAAACGCUCUUCUUCUUCUACUCCUUCUUCCUCCUCCUUCAUGCUUCUAGUUAAUUUAAAUUACUAAACUGAAUUAUAGUAUUUAUCUGUUGUAAUAUCUAGCUUGAACGAGCUCUAU